Molecule: messenger RNA, 4391 nt
Organism: Egretta garzetta (little egret)
Lineage: Eukaryota; Metazoa; Chordata; Aves; Pelecaniformes; Ardeidae
Gene: RAB11FIP1
Product: RAB11 family interacting protein 1
Exons: 4
Coding region: 1-1479 (492 amino acids)
Biological process (GO): regulated exocytosis
Cellular component (GO): intracellular membrane-bounded organelle
Molecular function (GO): small GTPase binding
Source: RefSeq, a predicted model, not a curated record
AUGACAGCCAGUAUGUUUGAUCUGUCCAUGAAAGACAAGUCUCGCUCUCCCUUUGGCAAGCUCAAAGACAAGCUCAAGGGGAAGAGGAGCAGUGGCCUUUCCGACACGGCGUCUGCGAUCAUUCCCAGCACAUCUCACUCCCCUGCUGACAGUGAAGAUGAGUCAGUUGAGAAGGAAAAGAAGAAAUCAAAGUUCAAAACCCUGUUUUCCAAACCUGGCCUGCAGAAGACUUCCCUCUCCCAGUCCAUGUCAGUCCUACCGACGGAGCAGCCCGUCACUGGGAGGGUUCGGCUUCGGCCCAGCGACUUCCAGUCACAAUGGGAUGAUGAGGAGUCCGAGCCCUCUCCAACCUCAGAGAAAGCCUUUGGAAAUGCCCUGGAAGAGAAGUCCUCUCCUUCUCCUGUAUUUAAAUCUCGUAAAACAGCAAAUUUGGACAGCAGGCAACUAAACCAAGUAACCACUAGCCACAACAAGAAAGAAGGGCUCUCUCUAUUCAGUGGCCUUAAAUCCAAAAGCGAUCCUGUUUCCAAGUCUAGCCUGUGUAUCAAUGGCAGUCACGUUUAUAUGGAAGAGAGCACGACGAAGGACAACACUCCAGCCUCUUCCCCCUCUCCUCACAACUUCAGGAGGAAGCAGCUCUUUGCUUCAGAAGAGAACCUGUCUUCCAGAUCUACCAAAGGACCCGAAGAGAUGGGAAGAACAUCUCCUAGUCAUGCUUUCUCUGGGUCUGCAUCCCUGGAGACCUUUAAAUCUAUGACUUUGCCGUCAUACAAAUUGCUUAGCAGUGAAGAAUACAUGGAAACCAGUGUUCCUCCAGCUGUCGAGGUUAUUAAAGAGACCAAGAAAACAGACCACAAAAAGUCUGCCUUGCUCUCUCUGGUCACAGGGAAGAAGGAAGCAGUGAAGACCAGCGAUGCUGAGAAUAUUCCCGACAGGACCCUGCAGAAUGAGGAAAACAAAGUUCCAGAAGAGAAGAGCGAACAAGAGGCCAAACGUCUUGAACUUCCAGCAGAUUUAAGCAGAGGGAAUCCUUCAGAAGACAGUCACCGCGCAGAAGACGUCUUUGCAAAUAAGCAGCCGCUCAACCCUUUCGAGGAAGAAUGGAAACCUGAAAAAGCUGCUGCGCCGGUGAAGACCAAAGCUGUCAAACCCAGACUCCAUCCUGUGAAGCCAAUGAAUGCCACAGCAAACAAGUCUCAAAGCAAAAACCUGAAUGUCAUCAGCACUAUGAAUGAAAAGCUGCUCGAGAUGAACGUGAAGAAAUAUGAUCCUUCGGAUCCUGCCUAUGCUUACGCUCAGCUAACACACGAUGAGCUGAUCCAGCUGGUCUUGAAACAGAAGGAUACAAUUACCAAGAAAGAUCUUCAGGUGCGCGAGCUCGAAGACUACAUCGAUAACUUGCUUGUCAGAGUCAUGGAAGAAACCCCAAACAUUCUUCGUGUUUCAAUGUCUGGAAACAAGAAGGCUGGAAAGAUGUAAAAGCUCUCGGGACACUGGCUGAACAAAGGACUGAAUUCCUGCCUGUGGAGUUUGAUUAAUAAGGAGAUGAUGUGAAGUAGGUGGUACCAGUUGCGCUGCCCGCAGAAAAUGACCUCUUUCCUGUUCCUGCCUUGAGCAACUCUCAGUUUGAUUAGUAGUGACGUCAGGUCUUGUGUACGGAGUCCAGAAGUGGAGUCAACUUCUCAUAUUUAUUUUUUGGUUUCUUUCCAUUACUUGGGAAGAUUUGUUCAGGCAUCUAAUCCAAAGGCUGAUCUGUGGUAGGAAGGAUGAAGGGUUUUUGAUGUGUUUUGCUUGCCAGCGAGGCACUGAUGAUCCUUUAUGAAGAUUUUUCUUUUUAAUGGUUUUGUUUCGUAGCAGCUUUGAUCGAUCAAUUACUCUUCUUUCCAUACCUUAAGUUGUAGUGCAAUAUAAAAUCUUGUACAGUAGAGCUUGAGGAUUUGAUUGUUUUUUAAAAAAAUUAAUAACUACACUGGAGAGAAUUCCAAAGACGUGUGCUUCAGACCAGGGCUGUAUUUUAAAAUUAAUUAAUGCCCUAAAAGUUGAAUGCAAGUUGAACCUUAGAUUGGAAAGGAAGAAGCAAAGCUUAGUUAAUCUCAUAAAGUACGUACUGUUUCACAGCAGGUCUCCAAGGGGAAGGUCUACAGGGUUUUUUGGUGUAGGAAACAUUGAGAUGUCACGGUACAUUUGUCUGCCACAGGAAUGGUAGCAAUGAAUGUGGACCAAAGGGGCAUUUUAAAUCAGAAGCUGUUCUCUUACAAACUUCAAAUGCCUGGCUCGAAGGUCAUUCAAACGGGGGAGCAAAGGUACGCCUGGUUUCUGCUCUGUAGUCUUAAAUAGGUAUGGAUUUCACAGCGCGCGUGCAUGGCCCGUGUCUCUUGCUGCAUAGGAGUUCUGGGAUGAUUUUUCUUUUACACCAUUGAAGUUUAUUACAUUUAAAUGCCUUAGAUUUUGGAGCUGGAGCUUACCUUGGAACGACCUUCAAAGGUGAUCAGUCUUACAAUGCUUGCUUUUGUGCAUUCCUUAUAGGGCCAGGAGAGGAACCCAAUCGCCCUCCCCUGGGGAUGGGAGCAGUCACAAUGCGAGUGCUCAAAUCUGAUUUGGUUUUCUUUGUGCCUUGCUGCUCAGAAUGGAAUGAAAAUCUUAGGCAGCUGAGAGAGUGCUGGUUUUGCUAGACAAUCGAUACCUCUCCGUCUGCUUCCUUAACACGUGGCUGCUUUGCAGCUUGAUAGACACAGGGUACGUUCUGCCCCCCAUCCCACCAGACAGAAAAUAAUAACACAGUGCUAUCGAGCAGCCACCACAGCUGGCUUCCUCCACUGAAAAGCUAAAUGUGGCUUUUUUUUUGGCAAGCUCUUGUCAAAGACCAAAAAAAUCAGAUGCCUCUUUGCAUCUGUGCGAUUUAUCGGGGUUGCGAGAGUCUGUAAAAGGCUUAGAAGAAAGUUGAAAUGCUGAAAGAGCGGGUAGCAGAGGACCAAAGCAAACGCUCCUACCUUGGGAAGUCAAAAGGGUCCUUGGGUCGCUCCUGGCUUAGCUCGAGAGGGGUGAGCUUCUAACUCAGUUUUUCUACAGCAGAGCACUUUAUUGAGGGACUAGACUAGCUGGGUCGACUAUCAGCCUGUUAGCAGUCUGCUUACUAUUUUCAUAAAACACUGAAAACUGCUGGAGACUUCUCAAAUGCUGUAUUUUUGUAGUGAAGAGUAGUUUAAUAUAUUUGCUUAGAGAUGUAUACAUUUAUUGGAAAAUUUAAAAAAGGCUGUUAAUUAUGUUUUUAUUACUGUAAACUGACUAACUACCAAAGUCUGGAGCUUUUCUGGCAGAGCUCUCCUUCAUGGGAAGCCUGAGCUGAAACACGCCAUAAGUGCUAAGAGUUUUCUAAGACUUCAGGUACUUUUUCUAAUUUUAUUUUUAUUUGAGCAGACGUCUUCAGGGAAGGGGUUAUUUCUUUUCUACUGUGCCCUCUUCUGUGAGUGACGGGUCUGGAACACAGAGGGUCUUAGCGGCAUCUUCAGCUCUUGGCUGAUGGUUUUCAUUUUGGGUGGUACUUGUUGGCCUUACUGAAACCUGCUGCUGCUUCGCAUGCCUUGACGUAGUGAGGAAGAUGAAGGAUUAAUUUGUUUCCUCCUCGUGCCUCAGUGGAUCUCUGGAAAGAAACGGUUGCCUAUACCUCACUAAUAAACUUAUCUUCUAGACUUUAUUCCACAGCUUUCUGAUGUUCUAGGUCAGAGAGUGAGAAAAACCGGUUUGUGCCUUUGAACGGUGACUUAAUGGUUCGAAAAUCAAAAGUGGCAUUAUCGGUAGUCGUAACUGGACACAUGGGAAGCAAGGCUGGACUCUUGCUUUUUGCUGGCCUUAUUUUAAAACAAUGUGGGUACUACUGAGUCGCUGGCUGCUGGAGGCGCCGCGGUGCUGCGUGCGAUGCUUCUGGGGUACGGAUUUUGUGAAGUUUGGAUCCGCGCGCAUCCUGAAGUUACAUGCGCAGAAACAAAGUGGUCACACGCACUCUUAGCGGUCUCCUUAGAGAUGGAGCCUUAAAACUUGUGCUACCCUCUCCUGGCAGCCUUUUUUUGCCACUUACGGCCCUGUCCGUUGAGGUGGACCCCAGGCUGUGUCUGGCUUUUGCCCCUGGGGUUGUUCUCUCCGGUGUCGAGCUGCCUGCCACGGGCAGUCACGGUCCCGCACCAGCAACACUUCAACUUCCCUGGCCCUGAAAGCAUCGCACAAACCUCGUACCUCAGCCUUUUAUUGGCAAUACUCAUUAAAGCCUUUCUUUGACGUAAGGGGACUGGCAUUUUAUGUCCAGCAAGGUGCUUUGCCUUGACUUUAAGGGCCUUAAGAAUCAAAUGUAUUGUUUUAUUAUUGAAGGAUCUGAAUGUAUUUUUCCCUGUUUAUAG